AUGCUGAUAGGAAUUUGUGGCGCAAAAUGCGCUGGUAAGAGCACCGUGGCUCAAUACCUGAUAGAUCACCACGGCUUUAAAAAGCUACAUUUAAACCUAUCAGCAGCAUCAUCAUCAUCAUCAUCCAAGGCUGAUAUUAUUCAUUCGGGUACUUCGGAUUCUGAUGCAGACCUGACCAGUUCUGAUGCUUCUACGAACGGUCUUGCUCUAUCUCGGAAACAGACAUCUGCUGCAUCUUAUACUUUCUCAACGACCGCUGCUCUCCUGGACUUCGUAACGAAGCGAUGGCGCUCGCGCUGGGUCACAACCGACGUCCACGACGAAGCCGUCUUCGAAAGCCUGAGUAGACGGCCGUUCUUCAUCCUGAUCAGCGUCGACGCACCGCUCACCGUGCGGUGGCAGCGCUACCGGCAGCGAGAUAGCGAGCGGCAGCAGCAGCAGCAGGGGGCGGAAGGCCGAGAGCCCAUCAGCCUGGAGGAGUUUGUAUCGCAGUCGGACCGGCACCUCUACGACGCGUCGCACGGCGUCCUCCCGCUGAUGUCGCGGGCCGCGAUCCGGCUGCUGAACACGUCGUCGGACCUCGCGCACCUGUACGCCACGCUGGCCAAGCUGGACCUGACGAACCCGGACCGCCUGCGCCCGAGCUGGGACAGCUACUUUAUGGCUCUGGCGUCCCUGGCCGCGCAGCGGUGCAACUGCAUGAAGCGCGCCGUGGGCUGCGUGCUCGUCGAUUCCAAGCAUCACGUCAUCAGCACGGGCUACAACGGCACCCCGCGCCACUUGCGCAACUGCGGCGAAGGCGGCUGUCCGCGGUGUAACUCGGGCGAGAGCAGCGGCGCCGCGCUGUCCACCUGCCUCUGCCUGCAUGCAGAGGAAAACGCCCUGUUGGAAGCCGGCCGCGAGAGGAUUCGCGACGGAAGCCUUCUGUACUGUAACACGUGUCCGUGCUUGACAUGCAGUAUAAAAAUCGUGCAGGUCGGUAUUACCGAGGUAGUAUACAGUCAAGGAUAUAGCAUGGAUACCGAGACGGCCGAGAUCUUUAGAAAUGCUGGAGUGAAGUUAAGACAGUUUUCUGCGCCGGCUAAUGGCCUAAUUCAUCCGGAGAAGAUGGAACUCUACUGA
Daldinia caldariorum is the source of this 1122-nucleotide messenger RNA. RefSeq names its product cytidine deaminase-like protein. Lineage: Eukaryota; Fungi; Ascomycota; Sordariomycetes; Xylariales; Hypoxylaceae. Gene Ontology annotation, molecular function: zinc ion binding; hydrolase activity. The transcript is spliced from 3 exons. The coding region runs from base 1 to 1122 and encodes 373 amino acids. The record is from RefSeq and is a predicted model, not a curated record.